Penaeus indicus is the source of this 1749-nucleotide messenger RNA. RefSeq names its product U2 small nuclear ribonucleoprotein auxiliary factor 35 kDa subunit-related protein 2-like. Gene Ontology annotation, biological process: mRNA splicing, via spliceosome. The coding region runs from base 1 to 1428 and encodes 475 amino acids. Gene Ontology annotation, cellular component: U2AF complex; spliceosomal complex. The record is from RefSeq and is a predicted model, not a curated record. Gene Ontology annotation, molecular function: metal ion binding; pre-mRNA 3'-splice site binding. The transcript is spliced from 8 exons. Lineage: Eukaryota; Metazoa; Arthropoda; Malacostraca; Decapoda; Penaeidae.
AUGUCCAAUAUCAAGCUAGUAGGAACUCGGGGAAGCCUCCGAGGGGAAAAGCUCUAUUCGGAACUCAUAAAAAAAGAAUGGGAAGAGAAGCAGCAAAAGGAGAAAGAAGAAGAGGAGAAGAAGCAAGAACAACAGAGUGCCCUGCUCCAGGCAGUCGUAGAAGGUCUUGGGGAGGCUGAGAAUGGGGAAGUGACCCAAAAUCCUGAACCCCCAGAGGGCUACGGCAGAAGGGAGGUUGUGCGCCCUAAGGGAGAACCUUGUCCAUUCUUCACAAAGACUGGUUCUUGCAGAUUUGGAAUUCAGUGCUCCAGAGAUCAUGACUAUCCAGAUCAGAGUCGGACGUUGCUUUUCCCCAACAUGUAUUCGCACUUCGGACUGGAACAUUUAGCAUUUGACACUCACGAUUCAGAUGUAGCACUCGAGUACUCAGACUCUGAGAGCUACCAGCACUUCAAGGAUUUCUUUGAAGACACACUACCAGAAUUCCAAAGAUGUGGAACUGUCCUGCAGUUCAAAGUGUGCUGCAACACCAGUCCUCACCUCAGAGGAAAUGUCUAUGUCCAGUACUCUAGCAUAGAGGCUGCCAUGAAGGCUAGGACUCUCUUCAAUGGGCGGUGGUAUGCUGGCCGUCAGCUCACUUGUCUCUAUAUUAAUCUUGAGAGAUGGAAGCAAGCUGUUUGUGGAUUGUUUUGGCGACAGAAGUGUCCAAAAGGUGGUCAGUGUAACUUCCUACAUGCUUACCGCAAUCCAGGCAAUGCCUUCUGGAGAGCUGAUCAGGAUCUUCAUCUAGAGAGCCCAAGAGACUCCGCUGAAGGCCUUCGAUGCACUCCGACACCCAGAAAUAAUUACAACAGGCAUCAAGAGACAAGCAAGACUCAUUCAGGCUCUAUCAAGAAUGCAAGAAAUCAUUACAGGUCCAAUUCAAGAAACAGAUCAUUAGCUGAGGGAAAAUAUGCAAGAGAAUCACUUGGAAAAGAACACAGAAGUAGAAAGUCAAAAAAAGACAAAUCACAUGGUAAUAGAAUUAAAGAUUUAAAAGAUGUGUCUGUAGAACCAAGCAACAGGUUGAGGUCAAGGAGCAGGUCAGUAGAAUCAAAGAAAAGGACCAGUAGGUCAAAGAGCAGGUCAGCUGAACAAAGAAGCAGAUCAAGAAAGUCAAGGAGCAGGUCAGCAGAGCAAAGAAGCAGAUCAAGAAGGUCAAGGAGCAGGUCAGCAGACAGAAAAAAAUCAAGAUCAAGAAGUAGGUCAAUAGAGAAAAGGAAAAGAUCAAGAAAGUCGAGGAGUAGGUCAGCAGAUGAAAGAAAAAGGUCAAGAAGCAGGUCAGCAGAUGAAAGAAAGAGGUCAAGAAGGUCAAGGAGUAGGUCAGCAGAUGAAAGAAAGAGGUCAAGAAGGUCAAAGAGUGGGUCAACAGAACAAAAAGCAGUUUAGGUCAGAAAGUAAAAGAAGGAAAGCAAACAGCAGCACUCAGACAUGGAAAAGCAGGAGUACAGAGUGAAGUUACAAUUCAAGACAAAGAUCUAGGAGGUUGAAAAGCCUCUGACAAGAAGACAAUGGUUACAAGAAUUCACAAACUUAUUAUGAUGAUGGUGAUGAUGACAACUAUCAUCAACAUCACAACUAUUAUUAUAUAUGUUUUUUAUCAUUAUUAUAAAUUACUAUUAUCAUUAUUGAUUUAUCAUGUUGUGUAAAGACCAAAAAAUUUGUCUUUUUUACUAAUGUUAUAUGGCAUAACGAAAGAAAUAUAUUGCA